Messenger RNA from Rhododendron vialii, 2232 nucleotides. RefSeq lists its product as uncharacterized. The transcript has a single exon. The coding region runs from base 1 to 2232 and encodes 743 amino acids. Lineage: Eukaryota; Viridiplantae; Streptophyta; Magnoliopsida; Ericales; Ericaceae. The record is from RefSeq and is a predicted model, not a curated record.
AUGACAGAACAAGAAUUCAACCAACAGCAUAAAGAAUUCUUGCAAGCAUCUCUUGAAUCUCCUAUGCCAUGGAUCGGCAUGUAUAUUGCAGCAGCAUCACUGGUCUGUUCCGUUGCCAUGGCUGGAGAUGUUAUUCACGGAAUCCGCCGGAAAAAACUUUGGUUCCCCAGUAAGUAUUUCACCAUGAAUGCUGCUUCCCUCACUGUAUUAGCUGUGGCAAUGAAGCUUCCAGUGGAUCUUACCACAGCCAUGUGGGGCAGAAAAUACUCGCUUGCGAAGCUUAGCAGCAAUGUUUUCAUGAUUACGGUAAUGGGAAACUUUCUAAUCUCUUUCGCAUCUAUGAAAAAUAAUGAAAUUUUCAUGAACAUUGUGGCCUUCGGUAUUCUGUUGAUCACCAUUAUCGUAAAUAAUUGUAUUCAAAUGCAUACCUGGGGAGAUGUGACAGACGAUGAUGUGUUCAAGACACAUAUAAAAUUUGAUAUUAUUUCCAUGCUUGUGUUGUUUGUGACACUGAAUUCCUUAGUUUUGACAAUUCCCACCGCUAAAAGAUAUAUAGAAUUGAAGUAUAAUGAAUUGCACGAAACUACUUGUGAGGUGGGGAAGUUAGAGGAAAUAGGAAAGCUAACACAUCAGAAACUGAAAGAAGUGGUCGAGAAAUACUGGGUGAUGGCAGAAACCGGAAGCCCCCAAUUUGUGAUGGCUCUUUCUGUGGUCACGGCUACUUCAGGGCCAAUCUGUCUGGCCUCUGCACUUUCUUUAAUUAGAGCAGAUAUUUUAUCGAAGCGUGAUGCGUACUUCUAUAAUAUUGAUGGGGGGAUUGGUUCAAGUUAUGGUUGGUCAAUCUCAUUUAUUUUAAUAAUUCAGUAUAUUGGCGUGGUUGUGGGUACUAUUGCCCCGGUAUGUAGAUGGUUUAUUGCCACUAGCAUCAACUGCAACAACCUAUUUACCAACACCCAUCACAAAGAGUUCAAAUUAGUAGAAACCUAUUGGAUCCAAAGGUUGGUUGAUUGGAAAGCGGCACCCUUACCCUUUCCAAUUCGCUCUGUGAAAUGCAAAAAAGUGAUUGGGAGUGCAAAAAUUCUUGUUCUGAACGUAUGCAUAGCUGUCCAGGUUGGUAUUGUGGUAGCAAGUAAAUUGGUUCAGUUAAUCUCUAUCAUCAUCACACUCCCAUUGUUCUCAUGUUUCUACUUUUGCAAGAGGAUGAAGGAGGACCCUGAGUCCAAUGCAUCAACAAAUAACAGAAGUUUAUACCCAGAAAAUACGAGUCCAAAGUUGGAUCUUUAUGUCCUACAACUUGAAGGUGAGGCAAAGUUGCCCAAAAUUAUUAUGAAGAAUAUGUGUCAUGAGCUGAAUCAAGUGAUACAGAUGGGCAAAAGUAAGCAGCCAAAAAAUCUAACCGAGCUUUUACAAAAAACCAACAACAACUUCAAGGGGGUUGCAGAUUUUGACAAAACCAACCAGGUUCCGAAAAGUUGGACUAUGUCUGUGGUGAAUUUAACCAGCAUCGCCAUUGCACUCCCUAACAUUGAAAGUUAUACGGUGGACCGAUUGAUAAGUAGUGUGAGUGAAGGCCUUUUGUAUGCCGGCCUUGUAGAGGAAAGCUUCAGUUCUAAAGGAGAUAAUAGGCGGAACUUGAAAUGUGUAGCAGAUCUCGUGUGGGCAGGAGUUGAACUUAAUCGCAAGUGGCUGGAUAAGGAUCUUCGAAAAUUACCUCUAGCAGGAAAAACCAUCGAGGGGACUCUUCAAGCCCUAAUUGAUAUUACUGAAAAGGCUACAUUUGAGUUCCAAAGAAGCGUGACCGAACGUUCUAAAGUUCUAGCUACUAAUUCAAUGCACAAAAUUAGCCAAACCAUAUUGAAUGACUAUAAAAGUAACAUGGAUGCGCGCACGGAUGGGCACUUGUUCGAGCAACUAUCCAUCAUGAUUGCCGAUAUUUUGGGAGCUAGCCUUUCAAAUUUGCCGCGUGUUGUAGUAAAAAAAUGUUAUCAUGGCGCCAUAGAGGAAAGGGAGAAGAGUAUCAAGCUCGCGGCUCAUCUUUUGGGUGAAACUGAAGAGAUUUUGGAAAUCAUUAAACACCAUCAACUCCCGAGCUUAUGUGGGGAUCGAGCUGCGUAUAUUGAUGAGUGGCACGCUUACAUGAUGCAAAAGAACCCUCCUGCUAUUAUUCCUUCAUUAAACAAUGAGAUAGUGGCUUCCAGUUCUGGUGAGUUGCAUAUAAAUGUUGUUGAGUGA